Messenger RNA from Lutzomyia longipalpis, 1307 nucleotides. RefSeq names its product retinol dehydrogenase 13. Bases 225 to 1241 code for a protein of 338 amino acids. The transcript is spliced from 5 exons. The record is from RefSeq and is a predicted model, not a curated record. Lineage: Eukaryota; Metazoa; Arthropoda; Insecta; Diptera; Psychodidae.
UUCUCGGUGUUCAACAAUCGUAUGAAUUGAAUUACCACUUUGCUGGUCACAGAAGCUGGUUGUUUGACUGGGGAGCCGUGCACUGCAAAUAAUGGGUGGCAGAGGGAAGAUAUCAUUUCUGAAAUUGAUUCAAUAGAAAUUGUGUGGUGUGGUGUGGAGUGAAAAAAAAGUGAAUAGCUGUGUCUUUUGGUGGUGGAUUGGGUGGAAAGGAGAUUCGUUUGAAAAUGGAUCAAAUCAAGGAGGAGCUAAUCAAGGGUGAUCCCUUGAGCACGUGGUGGCCGUAUAUAUUGGCAAUUGUGGUUGGUGUUGUUGUGACGGUGAGGAGCAUCAUGGGUGGACAAAGGUGUCCGUCUGAGAACAAAAUUGAUGGUCUUGUGGUUGUUGUAACGGGUGGAACGGGUGGUAUUGGGUGGGAGGUGUGUAAAGAACUAUGUGCAAGGUCAGGUCGUCUUAUACUUGCCACGAGAAACAUGGAAAAGGCGGAGAAGAUGAUUGCAUCACUGAAAAAAGUGCAACCAAAUGCUAAUAUUGAGGCUAAUUACAUGGAUCUCAAGUCAUUUGAUUGUAUUCGGCGCUUCGUGAGGACUAUUGAAGCCAAAUACAGUGAAAUUGAUAUUUUGAUAAAUAACGCUGGCCUAAUGUUCCAUCCGUAUGAAAUAACAGCGGAUGGAUACGAGAUGCAUCUACAGUGCAAUUAUCUGGGUCACUUCCUUCUCACUAUGCUACUAUUGCCAUUGCUGCAGAAGUCACGACAGGGACGAAUAAUUAAUGUAUCAGCUCAUGCACAUACAACGGCGAAAAUGGAUUUUGAGGAUCCCCUAAAUAUUGGUCCAUGGGCAGCACCCUAUCAUCCCCGGGACGCCUUUGCACAUGCAAAGCUCGCAAAUAUACUCGUGACGCGCUACCUUGCAGCACGUGUCUGUCGCGACACGAAUGUCACGGUGAAUUCACUUACACCUGGCCUUGUGCGUGGAACGGGACACCUCGACAGUUCUCCCAUUAUGAGGGCGAUUUGUGCCAAAGUCAUCACCUACCCGUGGAUGUGGUUGUUCAUGAAGACACCCUCUCAGGGUGCCCAGACGAUCAUCUAUCUAGCCACGGAGCCAAAAUUGAAGAAAGUCACUGGAAAAUUUUUCAAUGAUUGCGAAAUUGCGGAAUCCUCCGAAGUGAGUCGUGAUGAUAAAUUGUCGGAAAAGCUAGUGAAGGAGAGUCUGAAAGCCGUAAAAAUUGAAAAAAUGUAAAAGCCAUAUAAAGGGGGAUUCACCAAAUCGAAUGGAUUGCAAUAAAGAAUAAAUCCAUGAACUUCA